This is a messenger RNA of Pomacea canaliculata, 1532 nucleotides long. RefSeq names its product ADP-ribosylation factor-like. Gene Ontology annotation, cellular component: cytoplasm. NCBI's taxonomy places the organism in Eukaryota, Metazoa, Mollusca, Gastropoda, Architaenioglossa, Ampullariidae. The record is from RefSeq and is a predicted model, not a curated record. Gene Ontology annotation, biological process: vesicle-mediated transport; intracellular protein transport. Gene Ontology annotation, molecular function: GTP binding; GTPase activity.
CCAGCGUGGCCAGCGCCACUAGAUACCAGCCGCGUGUAGUUGACGCUGUGUCGGCCGACAACCAAGCAAAAGUUUCACGAGGCCACGCUGGAAAAAAAAUCAAUGCAGUGCAGAAACUAAAAAUAAAUACAGAGGGUGUCUAUAAAACUGAAGAACAGUAGAACGAAGCAGGACACGCUGAGAGUAGACCCGAUCAGCUAUAGAUAUAUAAGCUGCUACUAUACUGAACUGUACAACUAUAUUAUAUCUGUUGACAUUAUAUACAGUGUGUUCUUAUUUGUACAACGGUUUCCUGAUCAGUGAUAGAACUUCAGAGAAGAGGCGUCGAUCAGUACGGAAAACAAGACACGUAAAAAAGGAAUUUUAUAAGAAUAUUAAGUACUGAGUUUAUCGCUGCAAAAAAUCGGAUCAGUUAUAAUUUAAUUGGUGACAGAAAAAUAAAAACAUGGGGCUCUUUAUUAGCCGACUCAUAGAACUGUACAACGAUUUCAAGAAUGACCCAGCUCGCAUCCUCAUGGUCGUGGACGCUGCGGGUAAGACCACAAUUCUGUACAAAGUCAAAUUAAACGAGGUCGUCUCGACCAUCCCCACCAUUGGCUUCAACGUUGAGACGGUUAGUCCAGUCAAGGGCGUGACCUUCACAGUGUGGGAUGUCGGAGGUCAGGAUAAGAUUCGUCCCCUCUGGCGAGCUUAUUUUCAGAAUACAGAAGGCAUCAUCUAUGUGGUAGACAGCGCAGACUUUGAGCGUCUCUCUCUGUCACGUGACGAACUUCACAGUGUUCUGGCGAGUGAUGAAUUAAGGGGAGUGCCUGUGGUUGUGCUGGCCAACAAACAAGACCUCCCAACUGCCGUUGGUGUGUCAGAGGUGGCCGAGAAAAUGGAGAUGAUGAAACUGCGAGACAGGAAGUGGCAUGUCCAUGGGACAUGCGCAGUAACAGGGGACGGCAUUUUUGAAGGAAUGAAGGAGAUGGCCAGACUCGUGAAAGAAUUUAAAAGGUCGCAAAGACAUUGAUAAGAACCUGUAUGGAUCUCACCCAUUCUACUUAAAAAAAAUCUGCGUGAGAAACAGAGCAUUAAAAAUCAUUAAAAGCGAUGUUACAAUACUUUGAAUCACCCUCGCAUUUACACCACUGAUCUGUCCACUCACCUAAACACAGCCUUACAUUUUUAUAGAACAUCUUAAAAAAACAAAAUUGUCCCUUCUUUAAAGCCUGUUUCCGCAUGUUUGGAGAAUGCCUACCUGUGUUGGCUUGACCUCUUGCGGUUUGAUGCCGGUUUCCCCCGACCUAUGUGUACAGCAUUUGACAUAACCUGUGCUAAAAAAUGACAUGCUCAAGGUGAUUCCAUCAAGCUGAUGUAUAUUUUUUAGAAUUAAAUACUUUGUUUCAAACUGAAGGCAUUGUGGAACAAGAAAGCGACUUCUCUGUAACGAAAUAUUCAGGACAGACUACAAUCCACAGAAGUCUACAGAAGAGGUUCGUGCUGUUUGUGCCCCAGGAGUCCUGAUGGCAAGGACUAUAUACCUAAACCAG